AUGGCACAAGGAACAGGAAAUGUCAGGUUCUUGACAAGGGAGAAUAAGACGGUGACGAUCAAGAAUGUGCUUUUCGUUCCAGAGGCUCUGACAAACGCGUUAAGUGUUGAUCAGAUGACUCGGGACGGUUAUGCUGUUAAAAUGGGACCAAAUAAGGGAUCAGGCAACUAA
Messenger RNA from Arabis nemorensis, 171 nucleotides. Lineage: Eukaryota; Viridiplantae; Streptophyta; Magnoliopsida; Brassicales; Brassicaceae. The record is from the annotation of a GenBank genome assembly.